Aspergillus steynii IBT 23096 is the source of this 1653-nucleotide messenger RNA. Its product is annotated as bZIP transcription factor. Gene Ontology annotation, biological process: regulation of DNA-templated transcription. The transcript is spliced from 3 exons. Gene Ontology annotation, molecular function: DNA-binding transcription factor activity. The coding region runs from base 18 to 1508 and encodes 496 amino acids. Lineage: Eukaryota; Fungi; Ascomycota; Eurotiomycetes; Eurotiales; Aspergillaceae. The record is from RefSeq and is a predicted model, not a curated record.
AUACCUCCCUCGUCGCUAUGGAUGGCCCCAUGUCGCUGCAGCAGUACGACGGGGCCGACCCCGAUGGCCCACUGCUGCCCUGGGAUGAGGUUUACCAGAAGCUGCUGCUGUCUCCGCGCAAUCGUCCGUCGAUUGUGGAUGGUCCGCUCAAUACCACUAAUUUGAAUUCGUUGCUAUCGGCCUCUUCCUAUCCCGUUCCUGAAUCCUUCUACCCGCCGGGACAGCGCGUCCCCGAUCCGUAUGCGCAAGUCCCGUUAUACGGCGGCUACAACCUCGACGGCCCGCCUCGACAAGCAGCCCUUGCUCGCGAUAUCCCCAGGAUCAAACGCAUUCCUUCCGAUCCGACGCCUCCUCCGGAACCGACCGAACCGCCAAAGAAGCCCAAACGCCAGCGUACCAAUGCCACUGCGACCGAGGCCUCGGCGCGAAAACGCGGUCGACCGCGCAAGAACUUGGAGGGCCAGUUGGGCGAGGACCCAGAAGAGCGACGUCGCAUGCAAAUUCGUCUAGCCCAGCGCGCCUACAGAUCCCGCAAAGAAGCCAACAUUUCCUCCCUCAAAGGUCGCAUCGCGCAGUUGGAAUCGGCCGUGGAGAAAAUGAGCACCACGGUGAUCUCAUUCAGUGACAAGCUCGUUCAGUCCGGGGUGCUGGCUUCGCAUGCCGAUCUGACCGGUCAUUUGCGUGAGACGGUUCAGACUUGUCUGGAUUUGGCCAAGGAGACGAGCGAGGAGCAGGAUCUUUCCGAACUAUCGCCGGACAGCGGAAAAUCUCAAUCUUCACCGGACAAGGCCAAUGGCCCAUCGGUGCCCCCGGAACUCGUGUCGAAUCCCAUAUCUCCCGCCAUCUCGGAGGUGAAGGAUUAUGUGUGCUCGCCGCAUUCCAGCUCCGAUCGUUCGUCGCCGUCGGAGAACAUCGUCGUAUCUCAUAUGGAACUGUCCGCUUUCAUGGAACGUUUGCACAUGGCAUGUCUGUAUCAGGCUUAUCUUGUACUCGCGAACCCCUCGGUUUCCAUGGAUCGCCUGAAACGGCCAUUCCGAUUGCUGUUCACUGUCAUCGACCGAACACGCAUGGUGGCAUUCUUCCAGGCCGCGCUGCAUGCCAAGGUAGGCCAGAGUCGAUUGGACGAGUGGAGAGAAGUUCCAUUCUUCUACCUCGGCGGUGCAGGAUCGCACUACCCUCGAUCCCCUUCCAGGGAUACGUCUCUAGAGCUGCAUCCACUUCGCUAUAACCGGUGGGAGACCGUCCAGAAUCCUCUGUCUCGCGUCUCGCCAGAGUUCCAAGACGAGCUAGACGGGGAAUGGUUCGAUAUUCAGGACCUCGAGGGGUUUCUCCGCGAAAAGAAUGUACAUUUUUUUGUCUCCCAGCCGGAAUCCAAGCCAUCUCCCCUGUCCAUUAAUGUCGGACGUUUCAUACCUGCUUUAAUUACCAAGGCGCUUUGCCUGGGACGCACGCCGGGAUUCCGACGUCAUGACGUCGAAAAGGCUCUGCGGGCGGCCAUAUGGGCUUGAUGCCUCAGAACAUGCAUGAUUAAUGAUUUUACGACUCUUUUCGCAAGGGCUGGCCUGUUGACAUUUAUAAUUUGGUUAUAUAAUGGCGCAUCUCUUGCUAGCUGAUACUCCGCAGCCACAAAUUGGAAAUAAUUCUCCGUUCUGC